AUGGCUCCCUUCGGGGUUUUUGACACGGAUAUUCAUAUUGCCCUACUUUCAUUCAUUGCCACUGGAAUUCUAUAUGAAUAUACUCAUUCUUGUUUGGACCGAAAUCUUCCCAAAUGGAAUUGCUUCCCCCAAACACUGCGGAACCGGAUGUGUAUUGAAAUCGCCUGCAUUCCGAUCCGAAUUGGCCUGGUCUACUUUUCUCUGCCCUCGGUGAUAUUGGCCUUCACACCAGCCUCUAACUGGACGGCUGUCGAUACUCAACGCUCACUCAUCGCCUGCUCUUUAAUGACUGGCGCCUAUCUGUUUGACCUUAUGAUUUACAGAGAGGAUGUCUUAGGUGUCCUUCAUCACUGCAUGGGGCCAGCCCUGCUACUUUGGACUCGUCUGUGUUUCUCGACUUUCACUUCAGCCGACGCCCUGGUUUCUCGCAGCUUGAUGAUGUUCAUCUUCUUCGGCGCAGCGACGGGCGGUGUGUUUGCCAGCGCCGGAGUCUUCAUACUGCGCGUGGGCAAGAAGUAUCUGAAGCGCAGCACCCUUCACAGAUACUUCACAUUUUGUGUCAUAGGGUUAACUGCUACUACGGUGCUCAGCUGCUACCUGAACCUACUUUACUUCUUGCACACAUGGGAUCAAGCUUACGCAUACUUUGGCUUGGCUAUUCCACUUCCCAUUAUUUGGGAGACUUUCGAGUGCUACUUGCAGUGGCGAUGGCUUCUUCGCUUCUACAGCAUCGAAGAUGACCUGCGGCGGGGAGAUCGAAUGUUGACAACCUUUUCCGACGAAUCUGAUCAUACUUGCCAGGUAACUGACCUUAAGCGAGAAGACAUACCGUCAGUGUUUCCUCGCGGAACAGUUUCGGUGUUGCGAGUGCUUGUAUGGCAAUGGGUCUUGCUGCUGUGCUACCUCUACUUCAUGUUCAUAAGAGAUGUGUACUUUUGCUGGUCAACUCCAAGAGCACAAUCAGCCAACCAGGUGGAAGCUGCUUCCAACAAUAGCGCAGAGUGGUAG
This is a messenger RNA of Trichoderma reesei QM6a, 1008 nucleotides long. RefSeq lists its product as uncharacterized. NCBI's taxonomy places the organism in Eukaryota, Fungi, Ascomycota, Sordariomycetes, Hypocreales, Hypocreaceae. The transcript is spliced from 2 exons. The record is from RefSeq and is a predicted model, not a curated record. Bases 1 to 1008 code for a protein of 335 amino acids.